Messenger RNA from Protomyces lactucae-debilis, 426 nucleotides. Its product is annotated as ribosomal protein L22/L17. Gene Ontology annotation, biological process: ribosome assembly; translation. Gene Ontology annotation, cellular component: ribosome; mitochondrial large ribosomal subunit. Lineage: Eukaryota; Fungi; Ascomycota; Taphrinomycetes; Taphrinales; Protomycetaceae. The record is from RefSeq and is a predicted model, not a curated record. The transcript has a single exon. Gene Ontology annotation, molecular function: structural constituent of ribosome. The annotation marks the transcript as partial.
AUCACCUCAAAGAAAGUGCCCACCUCCAUCAAAAAGAUGAGCUUGUUGGCAAACUUGAUUGCACACAAGCCUGUCUCGCAUGGCGUCCUGCAGAUGCGUUUCAGCAAUAAACGGCAUGCAACACAUCUUGCCAACUUACUGGAGAAUGCGCGGCGUGGAGCCAUUAGCAAAGGCAUGGAUGAGGAGUCGCUUGUGGUGGAUCAAGCUUGGGUGACAAAAGGCCAGUACAUCGAGCGGAAAUGGUACAAGGGACGUGGACGCAUGACGAUUCAGCGGCGGCCUCGAGUCGGGAUUGACGUGCGUGUGGUAGACAAGACGACACUUGAGCCACGCGUGUUGGCCAAGAAGGAGAAGCUCGUGAGGAAGCUGACGAAGCCGCAUCUCAUCAGCAGGCCCAUCUACCAGAGCAGCAUGUUUACUUGCUAA